Closterium sp. NIES-65 is the source of this 1953-nucleotide messenger RNA. The record is from the annotation of a GenBank genome assembly. NCBI's taxonomy places the organism in Eukaryota, Viridiplantae, Streptophyta, Zygnematophyceae, Desmidiales, Closteriaceae.
AUGGAGAAGAUAGAGGCAGAAUGCGCUGGGGGAAAAGAAUAUUUGGAGAGGGAUGGAUUGGCCUCGAAGUGGGCUACCUUCUCAUUCGGUGCAGCGCGCUAUGGCAACUACACUUCGAAUCCGGUGGAAUCGCACCAUGCCUCUAUGCGCAAGGUUAGAAGGGACAAUCCCGCGCAAGUGCUGCUUUCAUUCAUAAAGCAGCAAGCGACGGCAAUGGAAGAGGGGCGUGCGCUGUAUGGAAGUUUGGGGGUUGCUGAUUUCCCCCCCAAAACAGCAGCCAUCAUCCGAGCUAACUGCCAGACGUGGACACAGUACAAAGUGGAGCGUAUUGGGCGGGGUUCGUAUCAUGUGAGCCGCAGGAUAGGGGCUACGGAGGAGCGUGUGGUGAAGAUGGAUGAGGCGCACCCUGAGAAGACGGUGUGCACGUGUAAAUACAUUAGAAGUCACCACCGAGGAGUACUGUGCGAGGCUCUUAGGCAACAGAGGGAACGCGAGAGCAGACAGGCAGAUGGGGCAAUGGACAGUAGCACACCACAAGAGGGUGUUGGUGAGGAUGGAGAUGCUGAAUUAUUGGAUGAGGAGUGGGGCAGCGGUUCGGAUUCAGAGGAUGAUUUGGAGGAACAACCAGUGGUCAAAGGUGCUCAAGCUGGUGCUCAAGGUGCUGUCCAGGGUCGUGUGCACACCGUUCUGCGUGAAGUAUUUGGAGGGAUGGGAGGAGGAGGUGAGAAUGGGGGAUGCGGAGAGAUGGGAGGUGCAGGUGAGAAUGGGGGAGGCGGAGGGAUGGGAGGAGGAGGUGAGAAUGGGGGAGGCGGAGGGAUGGGAGGAGGAGGUGAGAAUGGGGGAAUGGGAGGAGAUGCAAGAGCAGGAGGGAGGGGAGUAGUGCGAGAUGAAGGAGGAAUGGCUGAUGUUAGAGGAGUGGCUGAGAGAGGGGAAACGACUGGAAUGGGAAGAGGAACAGGGAGGGGAGGACAUACGGGGAGGGGAGGGCAUACAGGGAGGGGAGGACAUGCAGGGAGGGGAGGACAUGCAGGGAGGGGAGGAGUGGCAGGGAGAGGAGGAGCAGCAGAGAGUGGGGGAGUAGGAGGGUGGGGUGGAGCAGGUGAAAACGCAGGAGUCGGAGGGAGGGGAGGAGUAGCAGAGAUUGGGAGAGGCGGAUGGAGGGGUGGACCAGCAGAAACAAGGGGAAGGGCAGGGAGAGGAAGAGGACAAGCGGAGAGGCGUGGAUUCCGGGCGAGGCAAGGAGCAGACAGGAGUGGAGUGGAGACGGCUGAGAGACAGCCAACAGUGAGUGUAGGAGUGGGACCAAGGGGAGGGGUGGGGGGUGAGAGAGGACCAGCAGUGAGCGGUGGAGUGGGGCUGAGAGGAGGAGCCACAGAGAGUGGAGGGGUGGGGGGUGAGAGAGGACCAGCAGUGAGCGGUGGAGUGGGGCUGAGAGGAGGAGCCACAGAGAGUGGAGGGGUGGGGGGUGAGAGAGGACCAGCAGUGAGCGGUGGAGUGGGGCUGAGAGGAGGAGCCACAGAGAGUGGAGGGGUGGGGGGUGAGAGAGGACCAGCAGUGAGCGGUGGAGUGGGGCUGAGAGGAGGAGCCACAGAGAGUGGAGGGGUGGGGGGUGAGAGAGGACCAGCAGUGAGCGGUGGAGUGGGGCUGAGAGGAGGAGCCACAGAGAUUGGAGGGGUGGGUGGAGGUGUAGGAGAUCAUAACAAUGGUGAUAACGUCAUUCGUUUUCGGUUGCGGCGAAUGCAGCACCUGCGUCAGCAGAGACAGGUGGCAUCCGAGUCAGGUCGUGGGGAUCAACGGCCAGCAACAGUGGAUGCUGAAGCAAGCGGGGAGGAGAGAGAGGAAACAGGGAGUGUGGAGCCAAGGGGAGGGGCCAGGCAGGUUGUACAGGCCCCGUCUGGAAAGGUUGACUUUCCCAACAUUAAAGAGAUGGAGGCCUCGUAUUUGCAUGCGUAA